UUUGCACCGAACGCUGCUGGCAUUGCUGAGGGAGAACAUUGUCAUAACGGCUUGUGGGGUGAACUCUUGGGCCUUCGAGAAAGAUCUACAAGAGGUAAAGAGCCAGCAUCCUGUUUCCAAAACCACCUCCUGUGGACAAAUCUAACAUGUCACUUCAAACACGCUGCCAAGCAUUUCGUUGUAUCCGGAGAGUAGCUUCGGGAAGUGGCUGAAUUUCUAUUUUGCUAAAAGCAUUCCUUGACGUCAAAAACACCCGUACCAAACACGUGCUCCUGCGAUGCUCAUUAACGGAAAGUAUUAAAAUUGUUUCUUUUUUUAUACAAAGCCCCCAAAAUUCAUUUGAUUUCAGCACUUCUGACAAGUCAAUCGUUUUUUCGUUGCCUGCCUAAAUUUGCUAGCCUUUGUCAAAAGUCAUGGGUGCUGUGGAGGCAACUGUAGAGAACUCUACCGACAUGGCGGAUCUGUUGGCGUCGCUGGUGCUGCCUGCUGGCGUGGGCAGCCUGAUGAACUUCAGCGAAGAAGAGGCUGGAUAUGUACAGUCUGACUAUGGAGACUUCGCCGCCGUCCACUCGUCCUACAAGCAGUCCACAGUCGUCAUGGUCAUCUACAUCCUGAUGUACGCCGCCAUCUUUGUCCUUUGCGUGUGCGGGAACACCAGCGUGCUCUACAUGAUCCUCAGGACGCCCAAAGCUAGAGGUGUCGUCACCAACUUCUUCAUCAUGAACCUGGCGACUGGAGACCUUGUGCUGGGACUCGUCAACCUCCCUUUUACACUCGUCACCUACAUAUAUGUUGAGGACAUGUUCGGAGACGCCCUGUGUAAGCUGGUUCCCUUCCUGAGAGGAAUCCUCGUCUGUACCUCCAUCUUCACGGUCACCGCCAUUGCCUUCGAGCGAUACUACCUGGUUGUCUACCCGACGGAGGAGAAGAUCUCCAUCAGGACGGCCACCCGUGCCAUCAUGUCCAUCUGGGUCGUGGCUGUGUUCAUCAACAUGCCUAUAGCCAUGGUGCACCGCAGCGAAGUGUACGGCGGUCAGCACAUCUGUGCCCAGUACUGGCCGGCCGACACGCUACGCCGCGUCUACACCUGCUUCAAGCUCAUCACCUGCUACGCCUUACCCCUCAUCGCCAACGCCCUGCUCAACUACGUCAUCGUCAUGAACAUCUGGAUCCGCCCGCCAGUCAAGAGCAGGAACCCGUCGCCCAACAGACUGCGGGCGGUGAAGAUCCUGGCAGCCACUACCGUCAUCUUCGGGCUGUCCUGGCUGCCGCUCCACGUCUGCGCGCUGUUGGAAGACUUCGGCUUCCUGUCGUGGAGCCAGCGUGAGAGCAUGCACCACUACGUCUACCCCGUGGCGAUGUGGAUGGCGCUGGCCAACACCUGCGUCAACCCCGUGGUGUACGGCGCUCUGAACAACAACCUGCGGGAGUCCUACCGUAACGCCACCAACCCCGGCCACACGCCGCUGCUGCUCGCCGCCUCCCGCACACCCAGGCCCACACACACGCCAAGGAUCAACGAACACGUCCAUAUCGAGCUGAAAGAACUCCGGUAAAUCUACAAAGCAAGAACUGAUCAUUUAGACAUUGCUAUAGGGACAGCAUGGGCAGGGUUUUGGGCAUUACACCGAUGUGUGCUGCCGUAGCGAAGUGAUCGGCCACCCUUUUGACAAAAUUGCUACACAAAGUUCGCA
Molecule: messenger RNA, 1694 nt
Organism: Branchiostoma floridae (Florida lancelet)
Lineage: Eukaryota; Metazoa; Chordata; Leptocardii; Amphioxiformes; Branchiostomatidae
Product: neuropeptide FF receptor 2-like
Exons: 4
Coding region: 414-1556 (380 amino acids)
Biological process (GO): G protein-coupled receptor signaling pathway
Cellular component (GO): membrane
Molecular function (GO): neuropeptide Y receptor activity; peptide binding
Source: RefSeq, a predicted model, not a curated record